AUUUAUAAUAUUCAUAAUUUAUAUAUUUCUCAUUUUUGCAAGGGGCCUAAUAAUAUCUUCUAUUUCAGUAUACCACUAUACAUAAGUAGAAAUCGAAAACUUCUGCUGCGCAUGAGCAAACUGCUCCCACCCUUCUUCCGUUCUCCCACUCUCAGCGGUCUUACUAGUUACUCUACGGAUUCGAAAGCUUUGAUGACUAGCAGUCGUCAGUGUAGGAUCGCGUUCUCUUUGAUUUUACAGUAUGUGCUAUCGUUUUCUUUACUUUGGUUCUAUCUCGAAUUGUCUAUAUACUAUUAGUCCAUCUUAUUUUAUUCGGUAAAGUGAGAAUCGAAUGUAGUUCUAGCGAUACUCGGUGACAGUUUUAUACUGAUGUGAAGCAUCUGAAGUGCGUAUGCUGACAGCGUUGUUAUGUGCAGUGUGCCAUUGAUCUACGACAGUAACAGUGCAAGUGCAGUUCCGAACGUCAUGUCAGAGUCUAACAAUUACAUGAUGCCAUUCUACGAAGGUAUUGAUUUAUAUCGCGAGCAGCAACAGAUCAUCGGAAGCCAACAGCAACAACAGUUAGCGCAGCAACAACAGCCGCAAGCAGGGUCGAUGCAACAGGUUCAUUCACACCCCGCAGGCGUUAACGGAAAUCAGCAAUAUUGGUACGGAUACGCGUCCAGGUCUGCGCCAUCGAUCGGACUCUUACAUCAGACCCAAGUAGCUUCCCAACAAUUCUUCAAUCCUUCGAACGUGCUGGCCUCAUGGACGCGUCCUUACUCAUCUCAUUACUCGCAGCUGCCAUGUCAGCAGACUUAUCAAUCGCACAUUCCACAAUCGCAAUCGCAAUCGUACAUUCAGCACCCUGCGUUGACGCAACAACAGUUCCAACAAUAUUCGUCGACGAAGCAACACCUCGCGCGACAGCCGCAACAGUCAAGUAAGCACGUUCAUUUGCGGCAGAAUCGACAGCCGCAGCAGAACUCAUCGUCGGAGCAGCAUCUUCCGCAAAACCCAUCGCCGAAGCAACAACUUCAACACUCACCACUGGAGCAGCAAGAGUAUUCGUCGACGCAUCAUCUUCAACAGUUACCGUCACCGAAUCAGCACUUGCAAUAUCCGUCACCGCAACAAUUAUCGCAACAACUGUCGCCGCAGCAGCAACUUCAAUAUUCGCCACCUCAGGAGCAUCUUCCCCAAGAAUCAUCGCCGCAGCAGCACUUUCAGCAAACCUCGCCUUCGCUACAGCAACAUGUUCAAUUAGAACCAUCGCAAAAGCAACAUAUGCAGCAGGACAUGAUGCAGUGGAUGAACGCCGAAAGUGCCGGAAUCGAAAUUGGCAACCAACAUUCUGCCCCGGCUAUAACUACCAACAUGAAUAGCAACAUAAGCGGCAGUAUGAGCAGCAGUGUUAAUGAGAGUAUAGAAAACACCAAUGGUAGUGCGAACGAAAGUGUUACUGGUAGUAUCAAUGGCAGUGUAAAUAGUAGUGUUCAUAGUCAACAUAACAGUCCGUCUACAACAACGCACGAAGACUUUAACUUGUCUUCGACCUGUGGAAACACAGACCUAACAUACUCUGGUAAAUUGAGUCAGUCAGUCAGUUAUGAUUACGAUAAUUUGUUGUUAGGGUUAUUAGCUGGCUUUUCCUUAGAAUUAUUAGGUAAAAAUAUGUCAACUACAGGCUUGACUGACAUAUCAACACCCGCACCAGAUAACCAGGAUUUGUCGUCUUCACCCAGGACAUCUAUGAAGGACAAACCUACAUACACACCUAGAAACCUUCAUAGGAGAAGUCCGUAUGAAUGGAUGAAGAGACCGUCAUAUCAAAGUCAACCAAAUCCAGGGAAGACCCGUACGAAAGACAAAUACCGAGUGGUCUAUUCGGAUUAUCAAAGGCUGGAACUCGAAAAAGAGUUCCUUUCUUCCAAUCGUUACAUCACAAUCAAACGCAAAGCGGAGAUUGCAGAGUUACUCCAAUUGACGGAACGUCAAGUGAAGAUAUGGUUCCAGAAUCGACGAGCAAAAGAGCGGAAAAUACUGAAAAGGCGAGAGGAGCAAAUAACGAGACACCAAACAACGCCCUUAGAAGGAAGAGCGGAGGCGGCGACGAGUUUUCCGGGUGUCCCGGGAGGAAUGGGAGGGAUGCUGGGCGGUCUGAUACAUACCAAUGACAGCACCUCCUCUUCCAUGCAGCUUGCUGCGCCGUUGGUACCGUCAAGCCAUCUUCAUCAGGCCCUUUGUAGAAGUUCUACCAACACCUCGCAUCUUUCUAUAAGAAAUGCAUGUCCAACCUUCGCACCUCCGGAAUUGAUACCUAGUACUGUAAGUUAGACAUCUUUAUUUUACCACUGACUGAAGCAUUUUUCUGACCCUGAAAUCUGCAGAAGUCUGUUGUUAUUUGCAUUUAAAUAAUCAUGUGCAAUGUCAAUAUCAGCGCACAAAAUCUGAUUUAAUUACAUAAUGAGAUAUAGUACGUUGUGAUGCAUGCGGCGCCCAAAUGAGUUGUGAAAAAGGAUCCGACAAUUGAACAUCCACUGCAAACGUAAACUCGAUGAAUUGUCACUUGAUCUCAUUAACUUCCUCGAGUUACACUUGUAACAGUAUCUGCAUGCGUGUGUCUAUUGUAUAUAAUUUGUAUAUAAUUCCACAUUCACCGUCAUUACUCAUUUUUUAUUUUCAGCACAAUUUUUUCAGAUUUCAGUCCUUAAACUGGGGUAAUCAUUUAAAUUUACUUUAAACUAACAAAUACA
Messenger RNA from Ooceraea biroi (clonal raider ant), 2735 nucleotides. RefSeq names its product homeotic protein caudal (gene cad). Gene Ontology annotation, biological process: cell differentiation; animal organ morphogenesis; regulation of transcription by RNA polymerase II. Lineage: Eukaryota; Metazoa; Arthropoda; Insecta; Hymenoptera; Formicidae. Gene Ontology annotation, molecular function: RNA polymerase II transcription regulatory region sequence-specific DNA binding; DNA-binding transcription factor activity, RNA polymerase II-specific. The record is from RefSeq and is a predicted model, not a curated record. Gene Ontology annotation, cellular component: nucleus.